AUGGCUUCAGAGAGCAAUCUCUGCGUAGUGUUGCACGGCCCCAAUGAUAUGCGGCUAGAGGAACGACCGGUCCCGAAGCCAAGUCGGAAUCAACUGCUUAUUCAAGUACACACCGUAGGAAUUUGCGGAUCCGAUGUCCAUUACUGGACUCAUGGAGCUAUCGGACGUUUUGUUGUUAAGGAACCUAUGGUGCUGGGACAUGAAACGAGCGGUAUCGUGAUCGAUUUGGGUUCCGAAGUACAUGGAUUUCAGAAAGGUAUGAGAUGA
Messenger RNA from Gongylonema pulchrum, 267 nucleotides. The record is from the annotation of a GenBank genome assembly. Lineage: Eukaryota; Metazoa; Nematoda; Chromadorea; Rhabditida; Gongylonematidae.